AUGGCUAUUUCGAACUUUUUAAAUCCUAUCGACGAGCAAAUCAACAAUACAGAAGUUACAACAGAUGAGGAGGGUAUACUACAGGAGAUUUUGGAUGAGCACCUUAGUGAUCCUACUCAAAAUGAUGAGCAAGAAGAGGAGCCUAAGACUAACGAGGCUAUUAUUCAGCCUCUGAUGCUUGCAAUGCCCUUAAACAUUUAG
Pseudogymnoascus destructans is the source of this 201-nucleotide messenger RNA. RefSeq lists its product as uncharacterized. Bases 1 to 201 code for a protein of 66 amino acids. The record is from RefSeq and is a predicted model, not a curated record. The transcript has 2 exons. NCBI's taxonomy places the organism in Eukaryota, Fungi, Ascomycota, Leotiomycetes, Thelebolales, Thelebolaceae.